AGCAAGGCGAUGGGAGGUUUAUUAUCGGCUUUGACGGGUGAGGCGGAGGCGGCGGAGGCACCCACCACCGAGUCAUCAUCACCUUCGAGAGUGAUUGUUUUUGAAUCAUCGCACGCGUGGAAGCAACACUUCAACGCCGCCAAAGAACUCAAUAAGUUGAUGGUGGUGGAUUUCACAGCGUCCUGGUGUGGUCCCUGCAAGUUUAUGGCCCCUUUCAUCGAUACCAUGGCCAGCAAGUACACCGACGUUAAUUUCAUAAAGAUCGACGUCGAUGAGGUCAAGGUGUUUCUAGGAGGCGGCAGAGGAAUAUGGGGUGACUGCUAUGCCUACGUUCGUGUUCAUAAAGCAAGGCAAGGUGGUGGAUAAAGUGGUAGGAGCCAAUAAAGGCGAGCUUGAAGAGAAGAUCCUCAAGCACAAGCCCAGGGAAGUUCCCAAAUUUGCUGCUUGAUUCGAUUAUCAUAAUUACUGGCUCAUGCCGCAAAAGAUAGAGAGCCAUUAAGUCCCAUUUCAAUCAAAUAAAGGGGGGGAAACACAGCCCUCAGAUGUUAUAUCAUGUUUAAUGUAAUCAGUAGUUCAUCUUUGAAGUUUGGUGCCUUGCGCCUGGUAAAUGACUAACCAAGUUUUUACUUUUUAUUAUGGAUUAUAGAAUACAGUCCUUUGCAGCACUGGGUAAUGAUGAUGAUGAUUAUAAAUUACAGUCUUUUUCAUUAACGCAAUUUUCUACUA
This is a messenger RNA of Cuscuta epithymum, 726 nucleotides long. The record is from the annotation of a GenBank genome assembly. Lineage: Eukaryota; Viridiplantae; Streptophyta; Magnoliopsida; Solanales; Convolvulaceae.